Messenger RNA from Exophiala mesophila, 2430 nucleotides. RefSeq lists its product as uncharacterized. The transcript is spliced from 2 exons. Gene Ontology annotation, biological process: cell wall biogenesis; regulation of fungal-type cell wall biogenesis. Gene Ontology annotation, cellular component: mating projection tip. NCBI's taxonomy places the organism in Eukaryota, Fungi, Ascomycota, Eurotiomycetes, Chaetothyriales, Herpotrichiellaceae. The coding region runs from base 436 to 2088 and encodes 550 amino acids. The record is from RefSeq and is a predicted model, not a curated record.
CCGUCACUCCAGUCAAUCAAUUAAUUCUCAUCCUUCCCUCCUUCCUCCCACCAACACAAUUUCAAUCUCAUCCACCAUUCCACCACUUUUCAACAUUGGCCACACUGCCGCGGACAGUACAGCCAACUCAAACAUCCUUCUUCCACUUCACUUGGAUUGAAUUCUUCAGAUCUGUGAUCUACUCGAAUUCUCUUUUCGGUCUCUCGCUUUGUCUCGCACCUACCUCGCUCGUUCAUCCUCACCGCAUCCGUCACCAGCACCCUCACCCUCGUUCCCUGUUUUCAGCAUCUCCAGCAGCCAAUAAACAAACUCUUUGUUCAGCCGCCGACUCACGAAUACACAUGCCCUCUUAGUCCGACCAACACUUGGUUGCUUGUCAACGCCUCGUCUUUCUCUAUCAAACUGGCAACAACUACUGUCUUGCAUCAGCCUACCAUGGCGAACCCUCUCACUUCAGCAUGGCGCUCCUUUUGGCACACAAUGACCUCCAACGACCGACACGCAUCUCAUGACUCCCCUUACCGAACCGGUAAUCAUAUCGCAGUUGCCCAGAAUCGGCAUGCCCCUUUGACUUCUGUUGCAACCACAGCAGGCGAUUCCCAGCCUGAUCUUUCUGCUACCUACCAUGACGACUCCAAACGGCCCUCAGUAUCGUCCUCUCAUGUUCCCGCCUCUCCAGCACGGCCAUACUCCCCGGGCAUGCGCUCUUUGUCAUCUCCCAAAGUCGUCAGCGCAUCCGUGGACGAAGUCAUCUCCCCAGGAGAGAUUCAAAUGCAGAGUUUCGCCGACGGUGCUCCUCCGCCUCCACCAGUUUCCCAUUCCUGGAAGAAGAUCGAUCGCUGGGCGGAAAAACACUACACUGAGCUCUUCGAUAAUCUUUGCGAAGGGUGUACUCAGAAUGACAUCAACGAAUUAGAACAUGAACUCGACAUUUCACUCCCUCAGGAUGUCCGCGACUCACUAGCCAUUCACGAUGGCCAGGAACGAGGCGGAAGACCAACUGGUAUCAUUUUCGGCUGCAUGUUACUUGAUUGUGAGGAAAUUGUCCAAGAGUUGAGAAACUGGAAAGUCGUCAACGAAGAAUAUCUCAACAGCGGGCCACGACGACAACAAUACAGCUCCAAGGGCCUUUCCAACGGUUCGUCCUCGUCCUCGUCCUCAGCCCAACAACCCCCCAACAGUCGUUAUUGGCGGCAGGAACUGCUCGACAGACAAGACUCGCAACCUCCCAAAGCCAUUCAAAAAGCUUAUGCUCAUCCCAGCUGGAUUUCCCUCGCUCGUGACUGGGGUGGCAACAAUAUCGCUGUCGACCUGGCCCCCGGGCCCGCAGGCAAAUGGGGCCAAGUCAUCCUUUUUGGUCGAGACUAUGACACCAAAUAUGUUGUCGCUCGAUCCUGGGCUCACUUCCUAGCUAUUGUUGCCGAUGACAUCAACAGUGAGAGAGUCUUUGUCGACGAAGAUUCAGGCGAGUUGAAAUUGAGAGAGUUCAAGACUGAAACCGUCGAACCUCCAUACAUGGACAUUCUCCGGUGGAGGGCCGACCAGAAAUACGGCAGGCAACGACCUCGUCCCAAAGGCCCUCCGCCUGGCCUGAACACAAAUGUGGCUGCAGCAAACGGACGACAUUCGCCUUAUGGAAGCCCCGUGCUGGGCACAGAGGACCGAGGACGAUCCCCCCAACGAUUCUCGCGAGGUCCAAGUGGAAGUCCCAGACACGCUGUGAGCAGCCCACUCGCUCGCGUCCAAGAAGAAAUUGCUCAGCCACAAGCUGUCAGACCUGGUGGAGACAAAGUCAAGGAUUUCGCGCAGGUCGUCGAAAAGGGACAAAGCAAGAAGAAACCGGCUGACGAUCUUGGCCGGAUAGACGUUGCGGCAGUCAAUGAAGCCACCAAAGCAGAUAAACUGGUCGAUGCGCCCACUCCGGCCUCUCUAAAGGGUUCCGAGGCUCGCGAAUCCGCGACUCGACUAACCAGAACCUCAACAGAAAGUGACAACAAGGAAAAUCGCAAUGAGAAAGAUGCCAAAGGCGACAUGAUGGGUCUCGGUGUCGAUGGAAUUGAAGAUGAAAUGAAGACAGUGACAAUAUGAUUGUGGACUGUUUUUCCCGCAGUCGAUGGCGCACAUGGUAUUAUUCUUGGGUCGUGGACGCGGAACUUUGUCCUGGAUGAGCUUGGUAGACCUGCCUCUCCAUGCCAUAGCCCGGUCCACAUGAGCAUACGAUGGAUGGCGUCCAUCUUUGUCAAAAAUAUACCAAUUUUGGGAAAUGGAUUCGAGGGCGGAAGGGAUCUGGGGCACCGCUUCAGAUAAAGCGGAUGCUGAACUGGCGUUUGUACUACAGAAUCAAGCCUUGUCACCAGGUAUAAAUGUAAAGUAGCGGUGGCGUCUAUUCUUGACGACUGCUUUUCUACCUUUUGCUUUCACGGCGCUGCA